Molecule: messenger RNA, 1053 nt
Organism: Thermothielavioides terrestris NRRL 8126
Lineage: Eukaryota; Fungi; Ascomycota; Sordariomycetes; Sordariales; Chaetomiaceae
Product: glycoside hydrolase family 5 protein
Exons: 9
Coding region: 1-1053 (350 amino acids)
Biological process (GO): glucan catabolic process
Molecular function (GO): hydrolase activity, hydrolyzing O-glycosyl compounds
Source: RefSeq, a predicted model, not a curated record
AUGCAGCACAGCCUACUUCCCCUCCUCGCCGUUGCCGGUGGCGCCGCGGCCUUCCCGGCAAAGCCGCAGGCUCGGGCGGCAGCAGCGGGUGUCCAGUUCGCGGGCGUCAACAUCGCCGGAUUCGACUUUGGGUGCUCCACUACGGGUGCCUGUGAUCUGACCAAGGUCGUGCCGCCUUUGUCGAGCCUCGGCGGUCCUGAUGGAGCCGGCCAGAUGCAGCACUUCACCCAGGACGAUGGCCUGAAUAUCUUCCGCCUGCCGGUGGGCUGGCAGUACCUGGUGAACAACAACCUCGGCGGCACCCUGGACUCGGGGAACUUCGGGCGCUACGAUCAGCUGGUCCAGGCUUGCUUGGCCACGGGCGCAUACUGCAUGCUCGACGUGAAUGCGCGCUGGAACGGGCAGAUCAUUGGACAGGGCGGUCCGCAAAAUGACCAGUUCACUAGUCUGUGGACGCAGCUCGCGACGAAAUAUGCGAACCAGACCAAGGUCAUCUUUGGCGUUAUGAACGAGCCCCACGACGUCCCCGACAUCGGCACGUGGGCGGACACGGUCCAGGCGGUCGUCACCGCAAUCCGGGCUGUUGCCAAGACCCAGAUGAUCGCCCUGCCUGGCAAUGACUGGACAUCGGCGCAGGCGAUGCCGACCAAGUCGGGCCCGGCCCUGCUCAAGGUCAAGAACCCGGAUGGAACGACCGACGGGCUCAUCAUCGACGUGCACAAAUAUCUCGACUCGGACAACUCGGGAACACACACCGAGUGCGUGACGGACAACGUCAGCGACACCUUCCAGCCCCUGGCCACGUGGCUCAAGACCAACAACCGCACGGCCAUCCUCAGCGAGACGGGCGGCGGCAACACCGACUCGUGCAAGAAGUACUUCUGCCAGCAGCUGGAUUUUCUGAACCAAAACUCGGACGUCUUCCUCGGCUACAUCGGCUGGGCGGCCGGCUCCUUCGACCCAACCACGUACGAGCUCAGCGAGGUGCCGACCAAGAACGGCAACACCUGGACCGACAGCGCGCUGGUGCAGGCCUGCCUCAAGAGGACAUAA